CUCUCUUGGUGCAGCUCUCUUUGAAGGGAGGAAAUCUGCAGCAUGCAGCAGCUGCACUAGCAGCAGGAUGAACUAAUUCAGUGUGAGGAGUUGAACUCCUCUGCACCGCUUCCUCUGUCUGUACACUCUCUGCAGGAGGAGUCUUCAUCUGACAACUCUCCUCCUCCUCCUCCACCUCCUGUCUCUCCCUCAGUCUCUCUCUGUCUGUCAUUUUCCACCUGUUGUUCUCUGAGAUGGAUCUCAGGACGGCUCUGGCCAUCUUCGCCCUCUUCCUCCAGGUUCAUGGUGAGUUUAUGAUCAUGUUAUUUCAUACUGACAGCUAACACACCGGCAGCUGUGACAGAGAAAGCAAAAUUCAAUACAUUCACAGUCAGAUAUAAGACCAAUAUGAGGCAAUCAGUGUGACUGCUGCUGAAGUGAAGAUGGAAACUUCCAUUUUAAACUCUGAGAAACAAAGAAGAAAAUUUUUUUUUUUCUUUCCUGAGAUGGGUGCGUAGGAGAGGAAUGUGUGAAAAAACAAAAAGACAUUUAUAAGUGUUGUUUUAGUGUGGAGACUUGGUUAUAAAUGUGUUUUGAUGGUUGGAUAGUCUACAAGAGCUCUAAUGUCAUCUUUAUUAAACCCAUAGAGUUAAACUGUGAAAACGCUCCUGAUGGUUAAGCUCAGAGUGUUGAGCUUACCAAAAACUCAAAACACUGUGUUGUUGUUACAAACAUUGGUCUGUAAAAUAAGCUCAAGUUUGGGUUUUGUUUCAUUUUGGCUGUGAGUAUCUAUCAUAUAUUUCACGAGAAGCUUUUAUCCUGUGUUAAAUUAACUGAUCAGCACCUACACUAGGAACAUUUUUAAGAUGGGGUUGUAUGAGUUAAAUGUAACUCACUCUUGCUGACUUUCUUCAACAUACUGGAGUUCAGUCAGAAAAACUGAAUGUCAGAUCGUCUUCAGAGUCAGAGUUCAGCUCUCAGUGUUUGUUUCAGCAUGAUGACACAACCUGUGAUUACAGGAUCUGUUCGCCUGAUCAGAAUACACUGAUUUAGCCGAUGAAGCUGAAAUAACAAACUCAUCCACAUUACUGUGACCAAAGGCCUCUGGUGUAAAACAUAAGGCAAAAAUUUGAUUAAUUUGCUUGUGGUUCUCCAUUUUGAGUCUGAUGAUUUUCAAUUGAGCAGGCCGAGGCACGGCUAGAAUGUUUUGGUUCUCCAUCCAGGCUUUAAUUGACCUUGUCGUGUGGUGAGGGGCAUUGUCUUGUCAGGAAAUCCAGUCAUUUGAGCCAGGAAAGAGUUUAUCAGCUGAUAGAAGAAGACUGUUUUUGAGAGUAGCCCUGGCCUCCUCCUAACCAGUAAGUUUGCUGGAGCGGGUAAGGCAUCAACUCAAAAUUGGAUUCAUCACUGAACAGAACCUUAGCCCAAUCAUCAGCAGUCCAAUCUUUGUGAUCCCUAGCAAAGAGUAACUAAGUCUUCCUCUGCCUGUCAUUGAUGAAGGGCUUUUUCCGUGCCCUGUGUGACUUUAGACUGGCUUCAAGAAGUCGAUUUUGAACUGUCCUUGCUAAACAAGUCACAUUUCUUGACAGCACCCACAAAUUUUAAGGUCCCAGGAGGUCUGACGACAGUUCCUGACACAGGAACGGAUGAGUGCACCGUAGGGCUGCAGGGUUAAUCAAUUUUAAAUCGUAAUCGGAUUAUUUGAUUACGACGAUGUUAAAAAAUUAAGAUUGUCAAAUCGAUUUUCCUCUCUAUCAUGUUUGCCCCUCCAGGCCACCGUAGACUCCCCCUUCCUGCAUGAGCACUCCCCAGUUCCCACACACACCAGUGUAAACAAACAUGGCAUUUGCAAAAGAAGGCAGAAAUUUUGUGGUUAAAUAUGACAUUAUCAAGUCAGUCUUGUGGACUUGGUAUGGCUUCGUAAUUUCGGAUGAAGAGCAAACCACUCCCCGCUGCAAAGUCUGUUUGAAGGCGGUAUCAACCCGUCCACACGGAAACAAAUUCAGGAGUAUAUGCAAAAGUUUUUUUGUCUUAUCGGUGUUUCUUUCAAACGGAAAACAGUAUUUCGGGUGACUGUAAAUGGUACUUUUUUAAAAUGGGUCAGAGAGUGAAUAAAUCCAUAAACAACUACCAUUUCAUCUCAGUGCGGAUGCCGUUCUGUAUCUCUCCAUACGAUUAUGUGACACACAGAGUAACUCUUUUAUGGCGCCUGUGCGUGUCUGGCCAAAACAACCUUUAUAAGUAUGCUCUUUACUCUUUUUCUGUCUCUUCUGUCAGUGGUUAAAUUUUAAGAGAUAAUAGAACAACUUAUGAAAGUAAAGUCUGGUGAAGUUGUCACUGAAAAAAAAAAUAAAAAAUCGAGUUUUCAGAGAAAAAAUCAGAUUUUAUUUUGGGCUAAAAUCGUGCAGCCCUAGUGUACGAUCCUCUCGUGGGGUGGAGAGACGUUCCCUGCCUUGACCAGCUAGCAAUUUGGUAGUACCAUGUUUGGCUUGCUUUUUCUUAGUGUCAUGAACAGCUGUCUUGGAGAUCUUUAGUUUUUUGGAUUCCUGUCUCUCACUCAUGCCCAUUUCCAGCAUUGCAAAGAUGGCUGCCUUUGUGGCUUCACUCAACUCUUUUGUUUUGGGCAUUAUGUUAGAGCUUCUGAGUUGUGCUAUGGCUUGAAUGUAAGCGAUAAACAACUCUCGGCCUUUGUGCGGUGCUGCUAAUGACAUGAAAUGGCCUCAUAUAUACCCUGGGAAUUCAAGUAAGCUUAAGCGUGUCAAAUAGGACAUGAAAAAUCAUGGAAUCAGCUGCAUUUUUAGUUACAUUCAUUGUAUUCUUCAGGUAAUACAGCCUUAGUGGUAUCAGGCAUUAAAAUGAACAAGAAAUUAAAGAAAACAAGGGUGGUCUAAUAAUUUUUUCCAUGACUGUAUUUACAAACUAGGACUAAUUAGGUUUUUAGUUCGUAACAAAAAUGUCAAACAUUAAACUGACAUCACCCGUCAGCAGGUUGUCUUUGCCGCUGGCAUGAAUCAGGAUCAAAAUGAGGCAGAUGCACAAACACAGAGGGGAUUUAUACCUGCAGCACAGUUAAUGCAGGUCAGUUUAAUAGAAAUGAACUCUGCUACCCUCUGCUAACUGGAUUAUAAGUAUCUCACAGUCCAUUACUGGCAUUUCUGUCUCGUCUCAUUGAUGAAAACUAAACUUGUAUUUUUCAGGGUUUAUUAUUGUCAGUGAUGUAAUUUUAGCUCACUGUCUUCAUCUGGUCAUUUACAGUCAUAACUGUUGUAGACUGAUUUGAUGUGUGAUCAAAUCAUCGCAGGCAUUGUGUUAACAGUAAAUCUUUGUUUAUGCUGGGUUGUGACCAAUCACAAUCAAGUAUUUCACAUCGCUGAGUAAAUAUGUUUUAUCAUCAUUAUGAGUUAUGAACAGGAGAGGAUCAAACCCAAUGCCCAGAGGAACACCUUUAACAGUUACUGAAGUAUAAAGUGGCCAUGUCCUGAAAUCACACACUGAUCUGCUUUUACAAUGGUAUUAUUAAACAUAAGAACAAAAAUGGAGGAGAGGGGGAGGUCUGAACUCAGGCCCGGACUACACAUAUGUAGAUAUUUAUUUAUCAGGAUAUUUUUGUACUCCUGUCUAAAUAAAUGUACCUGUCCACACUUGUUAGUUCUCAAAAAUAUCUGCGUCCACACGUAGUCUUCAAACUCAAUCCUAUCUGGUGCCGCUUAAAAAAAAAUCAAAAACAAAGCUACCUUUUGGCCGAUGAAUCGUACAUGCGUCAUGUUUGCGGAAGCUACGCUAGUGCGUCGGGUCCAUGUGACAGUGUGGCGGCUAUAACAAAGCAGACGCGUCUGUGAGCUGGCUGACUGGUGAAUGUAAUUGUAUAAAACAAGGUUCACUUGCAAGGCUGAAAUUAACCCAAAAAGGGCAAAACAAACGUAAAGAAUACCCUGUAUGUCCGCCAUUGUUGUUGUUGUUUUUCUUUUUAAUUUGCCUGCGCGAGCUGCGGUUUGAUGUCAUCGAUCCGUAAAAGUUCAACUACAUGAAUCCACUUCUACGGAUAUUUUUUUAUUUCUCCACUUUUUUUUUUGAUUCAGAUUUAUCCGGUUUGAGUGCUCCAAACUCCUGUUUUGGUGUGGUACGGAGGCCUAAUCGGACAUAAAUAUGUGCGGUUUGAAAUAUAUCCGCAUUUGUGUAGUUGGGGCCUAAGCUGUGGUUCUAAAACUUCACAACACCUGAGGAGCACUUUUGGACUCAUUUUCGGUUAUUCGAGUUUGUAUUAGAUCAUCAAGACUCAAGCAAAGAGCUCACAGACAAAUCAGACUGUCAAAACUGAAGGAAAAUGUGGCCGAUAGAAACUACAUUUAGAAAGAUGACAAACCACAGUAAACUGAAAAAAACAACCACAUGAUAAAAAAAAACCCAGCAGGAUCAAUUUGAGGGGGCCGGCCAUACUGAGAUCAAUCCAUACUGAUCACAUUUUAGAGUAAACCUUUGUUUUAGUAUUUUAUAGCAGUCUCUUUAUAAAGGGCAGGUAGUAAACCAAUCAGAUUUGUUCUUGGCCCAUUUCAUAUAUUUAAGAACUUACAUGUUCAUUUUAAGUCUGGGGAGACACAAAGUCAGGCUCAUAUCCCACAGAACUAAAGAUGACCUAGUGUGAACAGACAGAGGUGUUUUUGUCUGAGCCUUUUUCUUCGGUCUCAUGUUAUUUAGAUUUGAACCUCUCUCAGUGGAUAAUCCUGCACACAUUAGGUCCAGACCCUGUGUUAGGCCUGGUGAAAGCACGGGAAAGAUCAGGACCUGGUCCUCACACACACUCUGCACUGCAGGUUUAGGGUCUGAUCAUUAAUAAAGCAUCAGCUCUUCUUGUCUUACUCAUCAGUAAUAUAACUGUCCCACUCAGCGUCCCCUACAGGCCUGCAGCACUUUGGUUGUGAAGUCUUGGUUUACAGAGUUAGAUUUGGAGUUCUUUAGUUUUUAAUUUUGUAGACUUUCUUCAAUUUGUAACCUUUGUAUUUGCAGCUUGUUUUCAAGCGAUGCAGUUGUUUUUAGUUUUACAGUACAUUUCUUCAUCACAACUAAUCGUUUCCAGUUACGGCUCUUUUCAGUAGUUUUUAACUUGCCUCAUUUGCAUAUUUGCAGCAUGUUAAUUGUCGAUAAGUUUGUUGCAGCUGUUUUAUUUUUUUGCAACAUAUUUCUUUAUUUGCAGCAUUUCUUUUUUGAAGCUGCUUUUUUAAGUGCUCUUGACUUUGCAUAUUUGUCUAUUUGCAGCCAAUCGCCAAUGAUAGGCCCUUCAGUUGUUCGGAGGUUUUACUGCAAAUGUCUCCAUUUGCAGCUUUUAUCAUUUUCAGUGUUUUUUCUAAUUUUGUGAGUUUUUGAUGCUUUGUGUAUCUACAGCACAUUUGUGUCCAGUGAGGCUAAUGCAGUUGUCUUGGCUUUUUGCAGCAUCUUUAUUUGUAGUGUGUUGCAGUUGCUGCUUUUGCGAUGUGUGAACGUGUUGUUGGAGUUGCAUGGUUUCUGCUUUUGCAGCAAGUCUGCAAAUCAUUCCAGCUGUUGCAGAUCAUCUGCUCGGUUUGACCACUGUAGUUUUUUCUUGCAGACUGAAUCCAGAGAGCAUGAGGAUGAGGAGCAAUGGAUGUAUGUCGGAGCAAAAUGAAUCAUACAGUCAACAAAGUGACAAACACAUUUCAAUCCUGGUUUUAAAUCCUGCUAAGGGAACCUUGAUUAUGAGGGGGGUCAAAAUUGAUCUCAUAGCCACUAAUUCCUAUCGCUGUGUUAAAAUACCCUUCCUGAUAUGCAGACUGUUAAUUUAUUAUUCAUCAUAUUCCUGAAAUGCAGAAUAGUAAUUUGAAAAUUCAGUUUGUCUUGACUUUUGAGACACGUCUGAACUCAAAUGUCAAAGUUCAUCAUCUCAGAUAAUUUUACCUCAGAAAAUCAGAGCCUAGGAAGUUUUUUAAAACCUUUGUUUCCAGUUAAUUUACUUUACCAGAGCAAUAAAACAGUGAUUUUAUUUGAAAAGAACAUUUUGAAAUAGGUGAGCACAGUGUACUUUGCACUGAGACAACAGAGAGAAAUAAGAGAGAAUAAAACCAUGGAACAGUGGAGAAUGUAAUUAAAAUAAUAAUAAUAAAAAUAAAUAAAUAAAUGAAGCAAACAGCUAGAUGACAUCAGAUACUCCAAAAUGCGACAAAAACAAAGAAAGCAAAUUUGAACAACCCAGGAGUCAUCAUUUUUACACCCUCACAGACCGGACUGUGACUGAUUAAUAAUGAUGGUGUAGGUCUUUGGAGGAGCUGUCUGAAUCAUUAUUGUGCAGAAUGUGAAUGCUGUAAGUAUAAUAUUAAAACAAUAUUUUUCAAAAAUGACCACAUCGCAGCUUUGGCUUGUGAUUCCCACCCAACAACAUAAAAGAACAGCGUGAAAACCUACACCUAAAUAGCCCAAAGAAUCAACUCAAUAAACUUUAUAAUAAUAGUUUAUCAUUGUAUUUUUUUCUAUUUGCUUAAUGUGCUAAAAAAAAUUAAAGGAAUAAACAUAAACUAAUUGAUCAGGAAAUUUAACAUUUGAAGCUGGAUUAUCAAAUCAACAAUUCUUUUAAAAAAGGUCCUUCAAGAUCCUGGAUUUGAAACAUAAAAUCAUCCAAUAAAAGAUAAAAACCUGAACAUUUUUCAGACAGUUUAUUGAGCAGCUCCUCGGCAGUGUCAUGUUGAUAAAAAGAAAGUCUUUUUAAAAGGGCUGUCUGUGUCUGUACUAAAGCAGAAAUAUGAUCAUUGAUCUACCUUAUCAUAUAAACAGCCUCCCCAUAAAAACACACUGAUGUGCAAUUAAUGCACUUUUACAUCAGCUGAUCAACGUGAGAGAACUUUUUAUACCAUAGAGUAGUAGAACAUGAAAGUUUUGACUCACUAAUAGUCAUAUAUUGUACCAGAAGCUGUUACAGUUGUGGACCAAAGUAGGGUGACCAUAUUCUGCGUGUGCAACAUUUUGAGGGUUUUUUGGUCGGGUCGAGUGUUUUUUACGUGCUUCUAACUCAGUUACAUGCAUAUUCUGAAUUACCAAAAAGACACUUAAUCAGACCUCUUGGAGAUACUGAAAAAUACUCACACAAAGUUGCAUUUACAACUUAUAUAACAAUUUAUCUAAAGCAUUUCUUCUCGACAAAAUUAUCAGUCAUAAAUCAGUUACAAAUAUUUCUCCCUUUUUCUUUCGCUCACCAGCAGACAGUGUAUGGGUGUGCCUUGUCUGAGCGGAGGAGCAGAGCAGCAGAAAGCGCUGAUGUACUCUUUUACGAUGAAUUAAUACAUGCUCCAGGGUUUGGCGUCUCAGAGUGUGUUUCCACAUGAACCAUUGAACGUGUAUGGUGAAUACAAUGGUCUGGGAUGCGAAGACAAAGCACACACUACACAAACUCAAAACUAUGAAAGUCUAUUUCCACCAGUGAAAAAGAACGGGCUUUCAUACAAAACCCCAGAUUUUAAGGAUUUAUAAACUCCACCCCGUACAGGCCGGAUGGCCCCCUAAAAGAGGACAUGUCAGGGUAAAAGAGAAUGUAUAGUCAACCUACCAAAAGUUUGUUUAGUAUAAAUGAGACUACAAAUAGAUAGAUAGAUAGAUAGAUAGAUAGAUAGAUAGAUAGAUAGAUAGAUAGAUAGAUAGAUAGAUAGAUAGAUAGAUAGAUAGAUAGAUAGAUAGAUAGAUAGAUAGAUAGAUAGAUAGAUAAGACACAAAGAGAGAUGUCAGCAUUUAAGAAGAACAGAUGAGUAGCAUCUGGAUGAAAACACAUGAAUGUUGGUACAUGUGUCAGAAAAAUAGAGUUUAGAUGUAGAGUAUCUUUAUUUGGCUGAUUGAAACAUCCAUCUACUCGUGUUCACUUGCACAUUUUAAGGAGAGUCAGUCAAAAUAACUUCACACGGAGGAUGACAGUUUUAAACUGUGUGUUUAAAAGAGACUCACCAUCCAAUCAUGUGUUUUAUUUUCCUGCUUAAUAUGUAAAUAUUUCAAUUUAUCAGGGAUUCAAAGAAACAUUACAGACAUAGACCUGAGAUUUAACACUGACGCUAUCCUGCACCCAGAGAUAAAAAGACGCUCAGAGGCAGCACUAACCUCUGCUAACUCAGUCUAUUACAGGAACUUUUACUCAUCUUUGACAGUCUUCUGUGCAGCCUAAAGGAUGAGUACAGUCCAGAGAAAGUGGUGAUGCUUUACUUUGAAAAACCCAAAGUCUGUGGCUCCGUGUUACUAUUUGUGUUGGUACAAUGUAAAAUGUACUCAUCAUAUUAUACUUCAUUUAUUUACUUCUACGUUUUAAGUAUAGUUCGAUCAGUUUACAUGAAUUUUAGCUGCCUCAAAGUCUUUUUUUUUCCAGCAAACAGAUUUACAGAAAAUUCAGUUUGAAGUUUUACCAACAAGACAAAGUCAGAUAUACAGGACUUUGAAAAACGAGGAAACACAAACUUCUGUCUGUAGUUUGUCGGCUGAAUAUUCAUGUGAAGGUUUUGACUUUGUUACUCAAACACACACGCGGGAAAAUGUGUCUCAUAAAGACGAUGUGGGUGCGACAGUUUUCACAUCCUCUAAAAUAAAGACGCCGUACAGAUGGAAAAAAAGAAAAGGGACUGAAUAAACCAACACACACAGUGCUCUGAAAAACGUUACACCUCUACAACUCCUUUUAGCAUCCAAAAGAGCUUCAUUAGGUCACCUGGUCGGUCUUAAGUUGAGGCUCAGGUCCGAAAAUGAUCCAGCUUUUUCUGUUCAAACCCCCAGACUUUGGAAAGACCCUCCUGAGGAGAUUCAGUGACCCUCUUUUUAAAAAUGACUUUUUCUUCAGUAAUUUCACAGUUCAACCGUUUUCAUUUUGACUUAAUUGAUUUACUUUAUUUCAAACUUUAUUAACAAGAGCACUCCUGAUCUAUAUCAUCCUCCAUCACUGUUAUUAUUGACUUAUUCAUUCACUCAGUUUUUCACAGCCAUUUGCCUUUUAUCUGUUUUUAUUCUGAUGUGAUUUUACCUUUUUCACUUUUCCUCAUAUCUUUUUCAUUGUCUUUUGAUGCUUUUAUUCUGCUUUGUCUGCCAAACUCUGUGUAACUCUGUUUUUAAAGGAGCUAUAUACAUCAAGUAUUCCUUUUUUUUUUUUUUAAACUACACACUCUUACACACUGGGCAUUAAAACAAAACAAAAGAAAACAAACAAACAGAAAAAAAAAGAAAUCAAAUAAUGUGAACAGCUUUGAAAAUAGAUUGAAAAAAAUCAUACAGGAGAGAAACACCAAGUCAUCUAGUAUAAAGAAAAUAGAAAAUAACAUUGAGACUUGAUGUCAUUUUUAGUUUAUAAACUUUAUUUCUACGUUCAGAUAUCACAGUAAUCAAACACACCGACACACAUACAUACAAACACAUAUACAUAUACACACACAUGUAAAUGAACAUAAAUCCUUAUCAUCAGCUCUGUGUGCAGUCUUUUUAACGGACUGUCUCAGCUAAUGCGAGGCACUCUGCUUUUCUCAAUGUUCUCUGUUUUUCUGCCUUUUUUUUUUGCUUUCUCUGCUCUUUGUCAGGUGACGAUAACUCAUCGAUAAACCAAGUCCAAUGUUUUCUCCUGAACAAACAUUUAAAAAUCUGGACUAAUGCUGUUUGUUCAGACUUUUAAUACACGUUAGUGAGCAGCAGUCUUCCACUAUGAAACUGAUAAAUUGCUGUUUUUAGAUUCUGCAGGAUAGUUUUGUUUUUUAUUUUCUAAUUGUUUUACCAUGAGCGUAAAGAGGUUUUAAAAGCAGAGACCGUUUUGAUGGAGUUUUCAAAGAGGGACCACAGUAAUAAAGAUCCCUCACUGGACUGAGAGCUGAUCCUAAAAUUACUUUUUCUCUUUGAGAGAAAUGAGUUAAAAGCAGCAACAGAGAGAGAGAAUAAAACAAAGAUAGAAAGAGAAUGGGGAAGGGAGUGAGUCUUUAUGAGAGUCAAGGCUUGGAGUGGUUAAUCAGGAGAACCAGGACUUUUCCUAGUGGGCCGGGCUGAUUGUAUGGCCACCAGGACCAGUUAACAAUGACUCAAACAGGCUGCAUUAGUGAAGGGACGGUUUUCCCUUGACAGUAAAUUCCUCCCACAGCCAAACAGUCGGCCAACAUUUACUUACAGGGUUUUAGGUGAAGAGCAAGGUUGAAAAAAAAAAGCGUAGAAAGCGACCCUGGAGCAGCAACAGAGUUAAGUGUAGUCAGUCUGUGAUUAUUUGACGUUAAUCAGACUACUUUUCAAGAGCUGCCUGAGGUCCUUUUCCAAAAUAUUUACAACACCAAGACAAUUUUUCUUCACUUGCUGAUUUUUCUGCAAAUAGAUAUUAAAAAAAAGUGUCACGGGGCAGAGUUUAAGCUCUGUGAACAUUAUUUGAAGUUUCUGAUGAUCAGACUUAAGAAAAUUAGUACCCUGAAAAAGUAUUCUUAUGAUAAUAAUAAUAAUUCAAAUUUAUCAGUAAAAAGUUCAUAACAAAUACAUUUUAAUAUUUCUGAGAGACCUGAAUAAAAGUGAGAAGCAGAGAGAGAGAGAGAGAGAAAUCCUCAGAAGAGGAUGGAUAAUUGAAAUCUGAUCAAACUGAUCUGAACAAACGGAUAAAAAAAAAUUAAAGAAAUAAAGAUUUAGAUUAAGAGAUUUAGUCUUUAUGAGAUAUAAGCUGUGUGUGUGUGUGUGUAUGUUAGAGUGGGUACGUGCGUGCAUGCAGGUGUAUGACUUCCUGUAAAGUUGAGGGUUUUAAUUUUUCGCCGUAAACUGAAACUAAACGAGUUUUUAUGAGACAUACAGAGAAAUGCAGAUUAUCUAUGAAACACUCACACACAUUAAAAAACACACUUCAAACACACACACACACACACACACACAUACAGUGCUGACGGGAACCGGCCACACAUUCCUACUGUAUAUUGUUUUCAGUGGGAAUUUUUCUGAGUUAGUCACCUUAAAAACAAUUCAUCAGAACAUGAGACAAUGAUUGUCCGACUGACAUAUUUAAUCUGAUUUAUUCAGACAUGAAAAGUUUUCACUCCACACCCUCUCUAAUCGUAGCAUUGUUAUUCUUUCAUAAUUGUGUUUGUUUCAUAAAAAACAUAAUCAUCUGGAGAGAAGGAAACCUGAAAUGUAACUCUUUGAUUAUGAAUCUGUUCAGUGAAAAUAGACUGAAAUGCCGCCCCUGCUCACAGUGUUUUUAUUAAUAUUGUUAUUAUUAUUAACAUGAUCCCUGUCUUUUUCUGCAGCCACUCACUGAAAAGUGAAAAGCGCAUUAUUAUACAUGAUGAUAAUAUUUCAUAAUCCUGUGUGCUGAUCUCUGCAUAUGCAGUUUGAAAUUUUCUUUUUCAAGUUUCUGUGUUAACUGAUAAAAAUCUUUAAGCAGAGUGUCACAAGCACUGCUGCGCAGAAACCCAUCAAGUUCCCCCUUUAUUCUUAAAAAAAAAAAAAAAAAACUCAGACUAAAAUGGAGUGGAAUCCGAUCAAAACAACCUUCUUUUUUUAUUAUUUUAUAUUUUAUAUUUUAUGUUUUAGUUUUAGCGUUAAAUAAAAAACCUGUUUGAGUUUUUCCAGUAAUGGCAAAAAUAUCUUUAUGUUUUUUUUUUAUAUGUUUUAUUGACUGACGAUCUGUCAGUUCAGAUUCUAAAAACAUUAUCAGAAAAAAUAUAUUAUUAACUAAAGUAACUUAUCAUCAUCUAAAAACAUAAAUAAUGAGCAGGGUAUUUAAAAACACUUGUUCUCCUGUUAGAAUUUUUAAAACAAUUUGAGACAUUUUUCUUUUUCUUUACAGUUUAAAGCUUAAAGUUAACAGACAAUAAUAAUCAGACAGAGAUAAGAGUUUAAAAAUCAUUUCUAUAAACAUAAAACACAAUUUAUCUGUUUGUGUAUAAAAAUAAAAAUAAGCGUCGGUGAAUAUUAAUGGAUUUACAGUCUGAGGAUCCUGCAGUGUUUAAUUUGUUUAUUUUCCUAAAAGAUUUAUUAAAGGUUUCUCUGCUCAGAUUAAACCGCAUUUAUUUUAAUAAAUUAAUCCAGAAAAUAGAACUUAUCACACACUGUAAAAAUACAGUCCUUCCUCACAGGUCAGGAUUCUCUUAUUUUUGUUAACACUGCUGUAAAAUCAUCAAAAUAUUCUGUGUUUGCAGAAAUUAUAUUUGAGUUUCAUUAAAAUAUCAGUCAGGUCUCUGUGUAUUAUUCCUUAGUGACACAGACAGAUAAUUAAACGUUUGAAGAUUAAACAGUCUUUGUUGAGUUUGGUGCUGCUGAGUUAAAGAGGUGAGGGCUUCAUAGACACCGAAGAUGAAAAUUCACAGUGUCCUCUUUAAAGUUUACACACAUUCAAGUCUGGAAAUUGAUCAGGCUUAAAGCUUUCAGUGAGCGGGGAAGGAGAUAUUAAUAAUCUUUAUAUCAUUAUAUUAUAAUGAUUUAUUAUAGACUGGGAUGACUUUACUUACAUGGUCUCACAACUGUGAUGUUGUGUAGGCAAGUUGUUUUCCAAGCGCUUAAACCUCAGUUUGCUAAAAAUCAAGUUAAUCUUAAUGACUGCCAGGAAAGUUAAGUUGGUUUCCCAGCAAUACUAAUAAUAACUUUAUUAUUAAGACAGAUUUAAAAACACCCACCAACACACAAUAACAGCGUAACAAGAAGAGGAUAGACUGGCACUUUAGUCUCUGCGCAGAUUAAAUGUGUUUAAAAAAAUCACAAAAGAACAAAGAGAGUACUCACACUGUUUAAAUAUGAUUGUUUUUUGCAAUUAAAGAAGGUUUAAACAAGGUUUAAAAUUUUAGCAUAUAUAUAUAUAUAUAUAUAUAUAUAUAUAUAUAUAUAUAUAUACUAAAAAUUUAAACCUUGUUUAAACCUUGUAUAUAGAGCUGCAGACUGAUGCUGUGAAUUUGGUGCCGCCGUGUGAAUACAUCAGAUGUGAAGUGAAACCGGUUUGUGGUGAUGACAGAAACAAAGACAUGAUGCUCAGAAACAAACUGAGACACUCACAGAGUCUCAGAGUCUGAGUCUCUGCCUUGCAGCUACAUCUUUGUUAGGUUAUAGAUGGAUGAUACUCAGUGAGUAGGUGUUUAUGCAGAUCAGUGUCCUGACUCGGUGAGCAGGACAGUCCUGUGAAGGCAGAUGACUGUGAACAAGCUGUGAUGAUGUAAUGACUUUACUCUGGACGGAGGUCAGAUCAUCAAAACCUCCUUACAUGUUCAUAGUCUCUGAUUAAACCUCAGCUCAGAAUCAUCCGCUUUACUUGACAUUUGUAUCAAUCGUUUUUUUUUUUCUUUCUAUUUUAAUAAAGACAGAUUUGCUGAACAGAGAUUCAGAACCCUAGUACAUUUAUUACUAAGUCUGGUGGUUUUGUUUCUCAUUUUUUAUUAUUACUUUAUAUUUAGGUUUUCUGUUAAAUGCCAAAAACAACAAUAACGUGGUAUCAGUGUUAUACAUCAGUCCAAAGUAGAUAUGAUGCUCAGACGUGUCUAAAGUUAGAAUGCAGUAGAUAAAGCACAUUUUAAAUAAAGCAUCUUUUGUAUUUGUUGGAGUAUGAUAGUUUCUACUUCACUGAAAUUUCAUCCAAGUUAAUGACCUUUUCCACUUUUAAUCGCAGGGCUUUUCAUUCUUGUGGCCACAACAACUGACAGUUAACUAACACCCACCACACACCGAACAGGGGCAAAUUUUUUUUUAUUUCGUGUAAUUCUCAGACAGCUCUGCACCACAUGGAGAGUAAAUGUUUAAACAUCAAGAGGAUGUAAUAAAGGAAAAAACAUGCAAACAUUUCAGUGUACCUGAGACUUCUGCUGCACCUCUGCUGUCUGCAUGCUGACACUUAAUGCGGUUGGGCAGAUGCAUGCAGUGAUACACUGAUACCCGUACACUGUGUAACACCAGGCCGACAAAGCACACCACAGCAAUUUACUACAGGAGACAUCAGCCUUACUGCUGCAAAGUAUAUUUACUGACGUAUUAGUCAGACAAAGCUUUUUGAUAUGUAGGGGUGUCCUGAUACAACUUUUUUUUUACUUCCAAUACAAUACCAAUAUUGUAGCCUUCUGUAUUGGCCGAUACCAAUAUUGAUCCAAUAAUGGCACAAACUUGUUCAUGGCAAGUUUUGCACUCAGCUGCAACAUCAUUUUCGACUUAAAUGAAAAAUAUUGCCCCACGGCCGACAUCACUCGUACUCCUUGCUACUUUUUUUGUACCUUAGUACACACUGUUGUUGUGAUUACGUGGGCUCUGCAUGCUGGAUCAAGGCGCUGCUAGAUAGAGGUGCCAGAGCAGAGUCUGUAAUGGACAGCUUGUUAUCUGAGUGCAGAUAUCAAAGAUUCUAGAUACAGGCUGAUAUGAUCUGAUAUUAAUUUUUUUGCUGAUAUUGAACCGAUAUCCGAUAUCAAUAUCGGAUCAGGACACCCCUAUUGACAAGCAGUCAGUGGGAGGAUUUUACCAUUUUUAAUUAUUUAUUAUAACAAAAGGCUUAAUAUCUUGCUUUCCCUGACACACAAACAAUAAAGAGCAGAUCUAAGUUUUUAUGAGGAAAAAUAAAUUAUGUUUCUUAUAAACAGGGAUUUAAACAGAGCAAUUGAAAACUUACUCUAAACAGAGGUUUUUUUAAAAGGAGUUAAGAAUAACCGUUUUGUCAGCACUAAACCCUGAGAUUGUCUAAGGGGCUUCUUUACACAAUCUGCAUCUCAGGUCCUGCCUUGUGUGGUAGAUCCCGGCCUCUGUUGAUCCUGUGUUGAGGGCCUGGUCUUGUGCAGCCAGGAUCAGCGUCUCUGUGCUGUCCAUCAGUCCAGCCUUUUCCAGUCAUUGGUAUGUUCUCCUGAUGUCUGCCACUUCUUCAAUUUGACGGUGGUACAUGCUGUGCAAGGGCUUGUCUUCCCAUGAUAGCCCCUCCGGUUACUCCUCCUUACCGGGCUUCUGUUGCCUGAGGCACUUACUUAGCAGUUUAUCCCUAGUAACCGUCCUCCUGAUGUAAUAAUAAUAGUAAUAAUAAUAAUAAUAAUAAUAAUAAUAAUAAUAAUAAUAAUGCAUACAAUUUUUUAUAGCAAUUCAUCAGAGACCCUCAAAGCGCUACUCCUACUCUUCAUGGCCGGCUGUCUCCUCUUGGAUAGUGUUUUUGAUGCUCACUAGUCCUCGGCCUCCCCCGUUUGGCAGAGUGUACAGCCUCAGGAUGCUGUAUACUAGUUGUGGUACAAAUAGAAAGUCUUACAAUAGAACACUUGUUGUCAUGAAGUUCUGUCUGUCUUGGGUGAGUUAUGCGCAUAUGCGCUGGGCAUGUAUGCAAUGGAAUAGAGGGCCACUUUCAACCACAAUGUUUGCUACAGGGCCUGUGUUAGAGUGAGCAUCGAAACAUACACUACAGGCCAAAAGUUUGUAUAUAUAUAUAUAUAUAUAUAUAAAUAUAUAUAUACAUAUGCAGUAUACACACACACACACACACACACACACACACACACACACACACACACACACACACACACACACACAAUGUCAACAACAUCCUGCCCUCCCUCCCAGCAGUCAGCUCACUGUAACCUUCAGUUUUUUUAAGAGCUAAGUCAUGAUUUACAUCAAUUUGAUCAGCACAGUGAUGGACUGUUUUUGUAUUGUGUUUGUAUGUGUGUGUCUCCUAGAAUCACAACAAAAACCAGGGCUUUCCCUCAAUGGGAACAUAACCACCACCCCUCAACCCAACAACAUCAGUAAGGAAUGUGGCUGUCCCGGUCCUCCCCCAACCUCCUCCACCACCUGUCCCUCCCCUACCCCUUCCUUACCCUCUCUGGGCCUCCUCUCCAUCAGUUGGGUGGAUGACUGUAAGGGUAAGGUAGUCCUGUCCCUUCAUCCCCCCUCCUUCCCUCCCUCCUCCCCUGUCUGUCACAGCAGUCUCCCCCUCAUUCAGAAACUGCUGAGCUCGCCAUGUGAGAGCCAGAGGGGAUGUGAGGGAUCACCAGACUGGGGGUGGAGCCAGAAUAAGCAGGAGGGUUAUGACAUCACAGAAAAUGGAGAGAUGAAGGAGAAGAGCUGUGAGAGUCUGAUGUUACAGUGUACACGUAAGUUAAAAACACACGCAAGCACACUAAAAACACAUAGGGGAGACCUGGCCACUUUUUACACUCUUGUAUAUUUCUUGGUAUAAAUACAUCAUAUACAAACAAAAUGUGUACCAGAUGAAAGACCAAAGUCUCAGAUAUAUAUUUCAUAUUCAUGUCAUUUUCAUAUCUUGUGUCAGUGCAGAGUUAUAAGCAAGCAAAUAAAGAGUGUGAACAUGUGACAAGUUGCCCCACCAUCAGCUAAGUUGUCUAACUACAUGGGGUAAACUGGAUUUUGCAGCUAAUAAAACAAGGACAAAAUUUUUGUUGUUCUCAUUGUUUUACAUGAAAGUGAACAUCAACGUCAGGCACAGAAAAUGUUUAUCAUUGAGCUAGAAAAAGUCAUUAAACAAACGUUAAUAUAAAAUAUAAUGCAACAUGCUCUGGAGUUUGGAGAGCUGUCUGACUCUUUAUUUUGGCUGGGGUGAAUGGUUUGCAGUACCGAGCCAAGGUAUGGUAGUUGACACUAAAGUCCUUUAUUGUAGCCAGAUUGAUUUAUUAGCUAGGGUCACCUGUCUGACUGCCCUCAGCAUCACAUCAGGUACUGCACUGCCAUGUUCUGUUUUUCUUUUGAAAUUCUUGACCAUGUCUUCUCGCUUUCUCCUCUCCUUGCCAGCGGCAUGGCACUGACGAGCUGCAAGUCAGGUCUAACAAGUCAAUAAUAAUAAUAAUAUUAAUAAUACAUUUUAUUUAUAACAUUUUUAUUUAUAGGCGCCUUUCUAAGCACCAUAGGUCACUUUAAAAAAGUAAGAACAGCAGCAUAAAACAACAAGAUAAAAAGCAAUAGAGUUAAAAAAUAUGACGGCCGAUGAGGUGUGCCCAAGCACACUUUGAUGAGUGGCUUGGCGUAUCUCGGUACACCUCAGUCUAUGAAAUUUGCAAACUGGCUGUGCGCCGGGCUGCACUGCACUAAAAUAACACUGUGCAGAGCGCGCCACCCUGUGCUGUCCCGCUGGCAGAUGACUUAAACUUCAGUCUAAAUAAAGUUUUUAAUUCAAUCCAAAAAAAGAGUUUACUGAAAUGUUUUAAAAACUGUGAGUCAAUACAUUUUUACGGAUAGUAACACCACAUCAUGAAAAAUUAUUCCAGAAAAUUUUGAUGUUUAAUGUUUUAAUGUUUAACAUUUACAAUACGUGGGCGUGUGUGUGUGUGUGUGUGUGUGUGUGUGUGUGCGUGUGCGCGCGCGCGCAUGUGUAGCUCAGACAGAUGAGCAGGCUGAGCUUCAGGCCUACAAAGUGGUGACAGCUCUGCUAUGCUGUGUGCUGAUUGUCCUGCUCUUGAUCCGCUUCACCAGACCAACAAUCAAAGCCCUGCAGAGCCGACGUAAGGACUCGCACACACACACACACACACACACACACACACACACACACACACACACACACACACACACACACACACACACACACAGGUUUACAGUCAGUCUGUACUUCCUGACCUGGAUAUCAGCUAGUUUCAGAUUAAGACUCCUCAGAUUAAAGAUUAUUGGACAGAAUAAAUCAUCCAUUAUUAAAUCAAAUCUUUAAGAAGCAUCAGGAGUCCAUCACAGCUGGGGGUCUGGCCCCCCCACUGUCAGCCUGAAGGGGGCAGGUUAUAGGUCAUCUACUGCUGGUUUCUGUCAGUGAUCUGCCACCGACUUAAAACCAGUUUAGUCAGAUUUAAAUUCGAUAUUAUUCAUCACAAACAUUUGUCCUGUUUCUGCUGUUAAAAUGGACACAUUAACAUGGGGCUCUAUGGGGACUGACUCACUGCAGGGAACAGCCUCUAGUGGACACUCAGCGUACAGCAGUUUUCCAGGACUUCAUUUCUCAGCCUUGCUCUAAUUUUGCCCUCACUUUGCUGUAAAAAUUACGAGACUUAACUUCAGAAUAUUUUGUGCUGUCAUCUAAAUUUUUUUAAUUGUCUAAAAACCUCACCAGCAUCACUUUCUCUAACAAGAGCAAAAGUACAGACAGCUACAAAACAAAGUGUGAUGACCAAGGCUGUUGACAUGCUUGUUUCUGCUGUGAAGUUGGAUGUUUUAACAAAAGGCUGUAGAACUUUAGUGUUUUGCUUAUUAAUAAACAUUUGAGGAUUUUGCUUUUGUCAAACUUCAACAUGAUAACUAAUAAUUCAUAUGCAUGUCAUUCCACCUCUCUCUUUUCAUGAUGACUUUCUCUUUAUUUUGUUCAGUUUCUGACCGGAGACAAAAUCGCUGGGUUGGACCAACACAGAGUCAUAGUGGUAAGACACACACAUACACACACACACACACACAUUGAAUAAACUCACAUUCAUAUUUUGUGUUUCUUUUUCAGUGUCGUACCAUCGAGGAAAAGGAGUUGUUCAAAACCAAGACAGAGAGAAGAGGCUGUCGUACCCCGGUAACUCCAUUUCGUAUAUACACAAGCACACAGACUGACAUUGCAUGUAAUUUUUACCUCACAAAUGAGGCAGCUGAAAAAAGGGAUAUAAUGAUACCACUGUCAUGAAAACAUGCAAAUAAAAUGAAACAAAUUUUCAAUUUUCUUAAAAUAAGAAAAUGUCUUUUUCAAGAGUCUUGGCGGAUAAACCUUCAUAAUUUAUAGGUAGUUAUUAUUUCACUUCUCAAGUGACUCAUCAAGUGACUUUUCUUGACUUGUUACAAAAAUAGGGUUUAAAUGAGGCCUUUGAAGACAUUUUUAACUAAAAAAAUUACAAACACACUGACUGACUGAAACUGAGGUUUUCCAGUAUGAUUACUAUGGGGUGCAGUUUGUAAAGCAGCCCAUUAUAAAAACAACAGCAAGAUUUGGUCACAUUUAGCAAAACAACAGCAAGAUUUAGUCACAUUUAGCUUCAAACAGCAUUUAAAAAAGUGAUGUGAAUUUUCGGCAGUCAUUUUUUUGCGCAUUUACAACAACAUUUAAGUACUAAAACUAAAUGUUAAAUGUUAAAUCUAAAUGUUAAAUCUAAAUCUAAAUGUUAAAUCUAAAUCUAAAUGUUAAAUCUUAAUCUAAAUGUUAAAUCUAAACCUAAAUGUUAAAUCUAAAUCUAAAUGUUAAAUCUAAAUGUUAAAUCUAAAUGUGUUGGGCGAAACUAAAUAUUUAGCUAAUAUGCAAAUUCACGGUCGGAAACCGGAAGUGCCAAAAUAAAAGCUCCAGAAGGUCAUAUUGAUGAUUCUUGUGUCGAAGAAAACGAAUUAAAACCAAUUUAAGGGGGGAACAAAUACUUGGGGUGACGUUUCGUGUUAAUAACUACCUACAAUAGCGACAGCAACAACAAAAACUUUAUUAGAAAGUCUCGAGUUUUCAGUGUCGCUUCUCCGUAUGGCGCGGACACUGUACGAAUCAUAGACUGUAUAUAAGAUACAUAUAUAUAGUCUAUACAUAUAUACUUAUAUACAGUGUAUGGUUUCGAACCCCGGCUUCCUGCGUCCCAGUCGUCCGCGUUACCCGUAUGGCCAAAGCACUUCAUGAAUAUAUAAGGUGCCAUGGAGUAGUAUGACGUGUGCGCCUGCAUGUGUGUGUGCGUGUGUUCGUACAGUGUCCGCGCCAUACGGAGAAGCGACACUGAAAACUCGAGUCUUUCUAAUAAAGUUUUUGUUGUUGCUGUCGCUAUUGUAGGUAGUUAUUAACACGAAACGUCACCCCAAGUAUUUGUUCCCCCCUUAAAUUGGUUUUAAUUCGUUUUCUUCGACACAAGAAUCAUCAAUAUGACCUUCUGGAGCUUUUAUUUUGGCACUUCCGGUUUGGACCGUGAAUUUGCAUAUUAGCUAAAUAUUUAGUUUCGCCCAACACAUUUAGAUUUAACAUUUAGAUUUAACAUUUAGAUUUAGAUUUAACAUUUAGAUUUAGAUUUAGAUUUAACAUUUAGAUUUAGAUUUAACAUUUAGAUUUAACAUUUAACAUUUAGUUUUAGUAUUUAAAUGUUGUUGUAAAUGCGCAAAAAAAUGACUGCCGAAAAUUCACAUCACUUUUUUAAAUGCUGUUUGAAGCUAAAUGUGACUAAAUCUUGCUGUUGUUUUGCUAAAUGUGACCAAAUCUUGCUGUUGUUUUUACAAUGGGCUGCUUUACAAACGGCACCCCAUAGAUUACAUGGUAAUGUUUGAAUCUAAAAGUUAUCAUGUUAUCACUGACAGUCCUAAAGUUAAACAAAUAUUGUUCCUGUUUUUAUUAUCAGCUCUGGAGCGUCUGACCGUCAACGACAGCAGAGAGCCUUCAUCCAACAGGAACAGUGACUAUAACUACUGAGCAUCACCAUCAUCAUCAAAACCUUUGUGAAGACAUGUUUUUAUUUGUAGAUAUUUCUGGAUAAAACUUUUGUGCAGGAUGAGGAUAAAAACUAAUAAUAAAACAUUUAAAGGAUCAUGUAAAAGUAACAGAUCUUCGAUUUCUCCCUCUGCUUGGACAUAUAGUUAAUAUCACUAUUACUCUGUAAGAAUGACUAUGAACUCCAGUUAUCUUUGCUCUGUUUUGAUGUUCACAAAAAUAUCCUUUUCUAAUCUGAGAGAAGCUGUACAAACCUAUGACAUUGCAAUAAAACAUGCUUUUACCAAAGAAA
Xyrichtys novacula (pearly razorfish) is the source of this 20549-nucleotide messenger RNA. The record is from the annotation of a GenBank genome assembly. NCBI's taxonomy places the organism in Eukaryota, Metazoa, Chordata, Actinopteri, Labriformes, Labridae.